AUGUUUUACAACGAGAAGAAGUCGAGGGACAUACCCCCGGUCCCUCCGUUGCCCCCAAACCUCAGCGGAAAUAGUUGGGAAACGGUCGAUCUCGACGGCGGGCGGGGACCCGCACCGCAACUUGAACCACACGCACAUACCGCCCCGACCAUCACGCCCUACCUGGGCCUUCGGGCCAGGCUAUCGCAGCUGUGGUUCAACCGCUGGACCGUUCUGCUGCUCCUCGUUUUGGUUCGCGUCAUUAUCCUGACCGGCAGCCUCAACGAAAAUAUCGCCGAAGCGAAGCAAAAAGCCCUGUCGGCAUGCACCAAGGUCGAAGAUGUCGGCAGCGCCAUGGCCUCGAUGCCGCAUUACCUCUCGGUUGGCGUAAAUUCGCUCGCGUCCGAUGGCAUCACCAAGGCUGUGUCGGCAAUGGUGCAAGUGCUGAUGCUCAUCCUGACAGGCGUUGAGAAUCUGAUCUUUUUCGUCAUCAACAUGUACGUCGGGACAUGGGUGUGCGUGGCCAUGGCCUUGAUCCACGGUGGCUUGGACGUCGCCGUCAAGGUGGUUGAGGGAGCGACCAAGGUCAUGAACGAUGCCAUCGGGAGCAUUACAGGUGAAAUACAAGAGUCUGUUUCAACUGUCCAGGAUGGAAUCAACAAUCUUGCGAACCAGGUCUCCAACUUUUUGAGCGGGCUGGUGGACAUCCCGAACCUCGACAUCAGCGGAUCGCUCGACAAGCUCAAAAACAUCGAGAUCAACACCGACGAUUUCGUCCGGGAUUUGCUAUCCCUGAACACGACAAUUCCCAACUUUGACGAAGUCGAAAAGUUUGCCAAGGAUGCCAUCGCGACCCCUUUCAAUCUGGUCAAAGAGCAGAUUAACUCGACUCUGGGCAACUAUCGCUUUGAUGACUCUGUCUUCCCUGUUGCUCAGAAGCAGGCCUUGUCUUUCUGCUCCAACAACACGUUCCUCAACGACUUCUUCAACUCGCUGUUCGACAUUGUUCAAAAGGCGAAGAUUGCCUUUUUCGUCGUCAUUCCCAUCCUGGCAAUCUCGGCCAUGGUGGGUAUGGGCUACCUGGAGAUUCGGCGGUGGCGCAAGGAAAAGGAGCGGUCUAAGGUGUUUACGGAGCGCGGUUACGACCCAAUGGAUGUCGUAUACCUUGCCUCGAGACCCAUGACGGCAGGAUUCGGCAUCAGGAUCGCAUCCAGGUUCAAGGGCAAGAACAACCUGCUGGUCCGGUGGACGAUUGCCUAUGCAACCUCGCUUCCGGCGCUGUUUGUUCUCUCGCUCGCGAUGGCCGGUUUCUUUUCCUGCCUCUGCCAGUAUAUCCUGCUGCGGUCCAUCCAGCAGGAGGCGCCCGCCCUCGCCGGCCAAGUCGGCGACUUCGCCGAGGACGUCGUCAACACGCUCCAGCAAGUGUCAACAAACUGGGCAGACGACGCCAACGGCGUGAUCCUCAAGCUUCAGGACGACAUCAACGACGACGUAUUUGGCUGGGUUCACAACGCCACGUCGGCCGUCAACGACACUUUGAAUGUCUUCGACGCCGAAAUCGACAAAGCCAUCAACGCCGUCUUCAAGGACACUAUGCUCCUCAACACGGCUCGCAACCUUGUGGGCUGUCUCAUCACCCGCAAGGUCGAGACCAUCCAAAAGGGGCUCACCUGGGUGCACGAGAACUCGCGCGUCAGCCUGCCGCUGUUUUCCAACGACAUCUUCUCGCAGGGCGCCAACGAUAGUGUCAAUGGCGACAGCGACCUGACGAGCUUCCUGGCCUCGCCUUCGACGGUCACCACCGACGAGAUCACCGACGCCGUCAACUACGUCAUCAGCAAGCUUCAGAAUGGGCUCGUACAGGAUGCGCUCAUUUCGACUGCCCUGCUGCUGGUGUAUGUCAUUGUGGUGCUGAUUGGCGUCGUCCGCGCCCUCAUUGCUGCGACGCUGCGCGACAAGACCCGCGCCGAGGGCGGCGAGCAGUAUGGGAUGAAAGAUCUCGAGUUGAACUCGAACUCGAACCCCGCUGGCGACGUCCCUUCCAGCUAUACUCAAGACGACGUGGUGUAUGCUGGCAGCGUCAGCAGGGGCAAAGCCGGCCCGGCGAGGUGGCCGUCGCAUGCGAGGAAAAGCAGUCAUCCCGAGGUAAUGGACGACACGGAUUACCGCUAG
Molecule: messenger RNA, 2151 nt
Organism: Canariomyces notabilis
Lineage: Eukaryota; Fungi; Ascomycota; Sordariomycetes; Sordariales; Chaetomiaceae
Product: plasma membrane fusion protein PRM1
Exons: 1
Coding region: 1-2151 (716 amino acids)
Cellular component (GO): mating projection tip
Source: RefSeq, a predicted model, not a curated record